Molecule: messenger RNA, 1377 nt
Organism: Mugil cephalus (flathead mullet)
Lineage: Eukaryota; Metazoa; Chordata; Actinopteri; Mugiliformes; Mugilidae
Gene: chmp1b
Product: charged multivesicular body protein 1B
Exons: 8
Coding region: 161-760 (199 amino acids)
Biological process (GO): late endosome to vacuole transport; endosome transport via multivesicular body sorting pathway; protein transport
Cellular component (GO): multivesicular body; ESCRT III complex
Source: RefSeq, a predicted model, not a curated record
GUAAGACACCAGGAAGUGCGGAAGGAGACGAAGACCGAAACCCAAACGGCUGAAGUUUUACCGACGAGUUUGUUUGUUUUUUUUGCCUCGUUUUUUGAGUAAGCCGUUUUGAUAGCAUUCGUUUCGUGUGUUUUGUGGAUUCCAGAAGAGUCGCGUCAAGAUGCCGAGCAUGGAAAAAAAUCUCUUCAACCUAAAGUUCGCUGCCAAAGAACUCCAAAGAAACUCCAAGAAAUGUGACAAAGAGGAAAAAGUAGAAAAGGCUAAAGUCAAGAAGGCCAUCCAGAAGGGGAACAUGGAAGUUGCGAGGAUCCAUGCAGAGAAUGCCAUCAGACAGAAGAACCAAUCUGUGAACUUCCUGAGGAUGAGCGCUCGGGUAGAUGCAGUGGCAGCGAGGGUCCAGACUGCAGUUACAAUGAACCAGGUCACAAAAUCUAUGGCUGGAGUGGUGAAAGGCAUGGAUGCCACUCUGAAGAGUAUGAAUCUGGAAAAGAUUUCAGCUCUCAUGGAUAAAUUUGAACACCAGUUUGAAACUCUGGAUGUUCAGACAGCCCAGAUGGAGGACACCAUGAGCAGCACAACAACGCUCACAACACCACAGAAUCAAGUGGAGUCGUUGCUGCAUGAAAUGGCCGAUGAAGCAGGGUUGGACCUGAACAUGGAGCUCCCUCAGGGACAGACAGGAUCAGUGGGUACCAGCGUGGCUUCUGCAGAACAGGAUGAACUGUCCCAGAGACUCGCCAAACUCAGAGAUCAAAUGUAAAGGACAACUGCAGUGGACUGGCACUGGAAAGCUGAGCUCUAAACGCCUGUACACUACCUGAAUAUUACUCCCAACACCUUUUAUUUACAACCUGUCCUUUCUCCUUUUAACGUGUGUCUGUGGAGGAGCUACUGUACGACUGCCCCUGUUGGUUCUGUGUACGUAACAACAUUACAGCGAUUAGAAUAAUUUCUUUGACAACUUUUUCUAAACAGAUUUGCUGGUAAAUGAACAUAUAUUUCUUGAAUAUAUAUAUAUUUACCGAUGAACAAUUCUUGUCACUCCUGAAAGAAACUGAAUGAAGCGUGCUCGCUAUUACCUUGUGUUAGUCAGCUGAUUUCAUAUGCUUGUGGAUAGAUUGCAGGUUUUUGUUGAAACCUUCAAGACUGCAGAAAACAUAUAUGCAUUUUUCUUUUCUUGCUAUCAGAGUGCGAAAAAAAAAUGAGCCCCUUUUUUGGUGAGUUCUUGUGUUGAUUUAUUGUAUUUAAUUUGCUCAAUAUGUUUGAAGAACCUGGACCGAGUGUUUGUCUAGUCGUCUUCAGCAUUUUGAUCUGAUUAUGUGGUAAGGGGUUGAAGUUUAAAAUGUAAGUAAACAAUAAAAUUUUAUAAUACUUGUA